CAGUCCUUCAACCCAACAACAACAAGAACAGCAUCUACACCUGCUCUUCAGGGCAGCAUCACCACGUGAUUCUUCUGCCAACUUGCAUUUUUAUUUAUUUUUUGUCACUUUACUUCAAAUAUCGGUUAAUAUGAAGUCAUUCAUUCCAAAUUUUGGAAGUUUGCCAGACACAAAGAGGUCAGUGACAUCAAGCAAAGUCUCCUCCACAGUCUGUUCCCCAGCAGAAUGAGAACCUCAAGUACUGAGGCCUGAGAAAGCCAAAAGCAUCCAGAUGGAGUCAUCAUGCUACCCUGGAAGGAUGGUAAGCAAGAGGAUCCUCCAGAGUCAGAUGAUUCAAGUGAUGAGAUACCUCCGGGGGGAGUUUUCCAGAUAGUGGCUGUGGAGGAUGAGAAUGAUGAGACCAGUGAAGACGACAAUGUGGCUGCAGACUCGAAUGGAGACAGUUCUACUGGCAGUCAUGAUGAUGAGGAUAAUGAGAGUGACAGUUCUUUAAGUUCUGAAGUAGAAGCCACUAUAGAGGAAAUAUUUGGAGUCAAACCCUCAAUUGAAGCACAAAGAGAACAUCCUCCUGAUCUAGAAGCUGACUCAGGAAUUGUGGACAUCUGUUUUCAUCCAAGUGUUGAAUUACUGUCUACCGCAACCAUGGAUGGAGAGGUCAUGAUAUAUCGGUAUAGCCAAGAUAGUGUUGAAGAAGUGGCUCGAUUGUCCCAUCACAAGAAGGCUUGUCGGGCUGUUUGCUACAAUGAUGAUGGCACUGUUCUCUAUACCAUCAGUAAAGAUAAAUCUCUGGCUGUCAUCGACACCCAAAAUUCUGCUAUCAGACAGCACAUAAAAGAUGCCCAUGAAUCCUCUGUAUUCAGUUUCCUCCCAAUAGAUGAAUUUAUGUGUGCAUCUGGGGAUGACGAUGGGACAGUAAAAAUUUGGGAUUUGCGCAAGAAGAAACCUAUAUUUGAUUUUAAGUGUGGAGAACAAACAGUGACAUCACUAAUUACAGACGAACAGAAUAAGUUUCUAGUUGCAUCAGUGAAUGAUGGAUCCAUUGCAGGAUUCAAUAUCCGUGGAAAGGCAUUAGAGACUCAGUCAGAAUUGUAUGGAAGUGAAAUGACGUCUCUUUCCUUGGUACGAAAUGACUCGCGUUUGGUUGUAGGAUCUGGGGAAGGAACAAUGUUUAUCUUCAAAUGGGGAGAAUUUGGCUAUCAUAUUGACCAGUUUCCUGGUCAUCCAGACCAGAUACAUUGCAUUGUCCCCAUCACAGACCGAAUGAUGCUGACUGGCUGUGAAGAUGGCAAUAUCAGGUAAUUGUCUACUGUUG
This is a messenger RNA of Cherax quadricarinatus, 1312 nucleotides long. NCBI's taxonomy places the organism in Eukaryota, Metazoa, Arthropoda, Malacostraca, Decapoda, Parastacidae. The record is from RefSeq and is a predicted model, not a curated record.